Messenger RNA from Vicia faba (fava bean), 2442 nucleotides. The record is from the annotation of a GenBank genome assembly. Lineage: Eukaryota; Viridiplantae; Streptophyta; Magnoliopsida; Fabales; Fabaceae.
AUGACCAUUUUCCAUGCCAUGCUUGUUGUUACCGAGUUCCUAUUACUCUUGUCCAAAUUAUCCUAUGGAGCUGAUGAUAUUAUUACCCAAUCAGAUUCACUUUCUGAUGGAAGCACCUUGAUUUCCAAAGAUGAGACCUUCGAGUUAGGUUUCUUCAAUCCCGGUAGUUCCCCAAACCGCUAUGUUGGAAUUUGGUACAAAAACGUCCCUGUUCAAACUGUUGUUUGGGUUGCAAAUCGCGAUAAUCCUAUCAGAGACAACUCAAGCACGUUGAUCAUAAACAAACAAGGAAAUCUGGUUCUUCUCAACCGCAACCAGUCUCUUCUAUGGUCAACAAACACAACAAAGAAGUCUUCAACUCCAAUCGUCCAGCUUCUGAACAACGGAAAUUUAGUGAUCAGAGAUGAGAAAGACAGUUCAGCUGAUGAAGAUAGUUUCUUGUGGCAGAGCUUUGACUAUCCUACUGAUACAUUAUUACCAGAAAUGAAGAAUGGAUGGGACAAGAAAACCGGUAUUCUUAGAAUAUUUACUGCAUGGAAAAACUGGGACGAUCCAUCUUCAGGUGACUUUACUGCAUCCAUGAGACUUACGAACAAUCCUGAAACGGCUAUUUGGAAGGGCUCGACUGAGUUCUAUAGAUCAGGGCCUCUGACUGGUGGUACGUCUAGUGGAGCUUAUGAGAUGAAGGUUAACCCACUUACUAAUUUAGAGCUUGUAAACAAUGAAGAGCAAGUGUAUUAUAUGUACACCCUAAAGAACAAAUCUGUGUUUUCCAUACUUGUUUUAAAUCAGACACUUUUGCUUCUUCAACGCCUUAUAUGGAUUCCUGAUUCUAGAGUAUGGAGUAAUUACUUGAAACUACCACAUGAUGCUUGUGAUGCUUAUAAUGUUUGUGGACCAUAUGGAAAAUGUGUGAUUGACGCAUCACCAAUUUGUCAGUGUUUGGAUGGGUUUAAGCCAAAAUCAGCGCAACAGUGGAGCACAAUGAACUGGGCAGAUGGAUGUGUGCGUACUGGAAAUUGGAGCUGUGGAAUCAAGAGCAGGGACGGUUUUCUUAAAGUUACUGGAGUAAAGUUGCCAGAUACUGCAAAUACAUGGGUUGAUGUUAAUAUGACACUUGAUGAUUGCAAGCUCAAAUGUUUGCAAAAUUGUUCCUGCACAGCUUAUUCAAGCUUCGACCCAAAUAAAGACAGCGGCGGUUGUUCCUUAUGGUUUAAUGAUCUUAAAGAUUUGAGAGUUAUAGAAUCUAGCAGAAACUUGUAUGUUCGAAUGGAUGCAUCAAAUAUAGGUGAUAAACAUGAGCAUACAAAAACAGCUAUCUUGUUAGUUUCAAUCAUUGUUUCUGCAGUCAUUGUGAUGCUGUUGACCCUCUACAUUAGUAGAAAAAAGAGAAAGAACAGAGAAAACAAUAAUGAAGAUGAGCAUUAUGAUUUAGACCUCCCUUACUUUGAUCUUGCUACAAUAGUUAAGGCCACGAAUAACUUCUCAGAGGAUAAUAAAUUGGGCGAAGGUGGUUUUGGACCGGUCUACAAGGGUAAGUUGCAAGAUGGUCAAGAAAUUGCAGUCAAAAGGCUUUCAUGGAGUUCUGGACAAGGAUCAAAAGAAUUUAGGAAUGAAGUAAUUUUAUGUUCUAAACUUCAACAUCGAAAUCUUGUUAAGAUACUUGGUUAUUGUGUUGAAAGCGGUGAAAAAAUGUUGGUCUAUGAAUACAUGUCAAAUAAAAGCCUAGAUUCAUUUAUUUUUGAUCAAAUUCAAAGUAAAUUAUUAGAUUGGCCUAUGCGUUUUAACAUUUUGUACGGAAUUGCUCGAGGUCUUCUUUAUCUACAUCAAGAUUCAAGGUUAAGAAUCAUACAUAGAGAUUUGAAAGCCAGCAAUAUUUUAUUAGACAGAGAUAUGAAUCCAAAAAUUUCAGAUUUUGGUCUUGCUAAAAUGUGUGUAGGUGACCAAAUAGAAGCAACAACAAAUCAAAUAGUUGGUACAUAUGGUUAUAUGGCACCAGAAUAUGCCAUUGACGGAUUAUUCUCAGUUAAAUCAGAUGUAUUUAGCUUUGGUGUCUUAUUGCUUGAACUUAUAAGUGGAAAGAAAAACAGAACCCUUACCUAUUAUCAAGACGAUCACAAUCUUAUUGGACAUGCAUGGAAGUUAUGGAAAGAGGAUAACAUACAGUCACUGAUUGAUGAUAAUUUGAAAGAUACGUGUAUUCUUUAUGAAGCUUCACGAUGUAUUCAAAUAGGGCUUUUGUGUCUGCAACAUCAUCCUGAUAAUAGGCCAAAUAUGACAUCUGUUGUUGUGAUGUUGAAUAGUAAUAAUAAUACUUUACCUCUACCACAUGAACCAGGUUAUCUAUAUACAGAAAUACGAAGCAUAGGAGAAGCUUCAUCCAAAAGACAAAUUUCUUCUUCAAUAAAUAAUGUAACUAUGUCACAGUUAGAUGCAAGAUAG